GAAGGCUUAAUAGCCGAAGCCAACAUUCACAUCGAAUGCCUGACUUUUUGCUCAAUGUAUCUCCAAGAUAUUGAGACGAAGUUUACUCGAAUGGACCGCAACAUUGAUGGUGGAGAAGCGGAGAAUAUAGAUGGAUUCAAGAUUUUCAACCAGAAAGUUCGACCCAUGGGUAUGGCUUUGAACUUGCAAUUAUCAAAUAAACUCCUUAUGGAAGCCACCUGGUACGUGCUCAACAAUUGCGAUGAGAUUGGACCCUACCUAAAGGAGCACUACGAGAAAUGUAAUGUGCAUGGUCCAAAUAAUUGUACCUAUCGAACACAUCAAACUGAGUUUCCAACUUGGUUCAAGCAACGUGUUCAGGAGCAGCGUAUCACCAACCCACUUGAUGUGACCGCUGAUCUGUAUGCGUUAGCUUAUGGUCCUGAACGUUAUGUUGCAUCCUAUGCUGCUUGCAUUAUAAAUAGCAAAAGGUUCCAUACGAAACAUCGUGAACUUCGGCUGCGUACAAAAAAUUCAGGGGUGUUGGUAACUGGUGACGAAAGUACUAAUAAUGUUGACUUCUACGGUGUUAUUAAUGAUAUCAUGGAGUUACACUACAUGGGGCGGCGUCGAGUGUACUUGUUCAUGUGUGACUCGUUUGACUUGGGGGAUCCAAGACGUGGGGUACGAGUUGAUAACCAUAUGACCAGUAUCAACAUGGGCAGGACUUGGUAUAAGGAUGAACCAUUUGUGUUGGCAUGUCAGGCGUCCCAGUGUUUUUACAUUAGAGAUAUAAAGGCCCAAGGGAGAUGGUUUGUGGUGCAGAAUUACACGAAUAGGAAUGUAUAUGACAUUCCACCAGUGCCGAGGGUGUUAGAAGAUAUUGAUGGCGAAUCAAGUGAUGAUGAUAUCUAUUAAGAAGAUGAGCCAUCAUAUACAUAUGCA
Molecule: messenger RNA, 924 nt
Organism: Juglans microcarpa x Juglans regia
Lineage: Eukaryota; Viridiplantae; Streptophyta; Magnoliopsida; Fagales; Juglandaceae
Exons: 3
Coding region: 55-897 (280 amino acids)
Source: RefSeq, a predicted model, not a curated record